AUGUGCAAACACAUCCUCAACGCCCAAGUAGCGAUCCGGUCGCCAUGCUGCAAAAAAUGGUUCGACUGCGCUGAAUGCCACCACGAAACGGAGAAACACCCCCUCCUCCAGAGCACCGAGAUGACCUUCGCCUGCAAGAAGUGCCGGAAGUGCUUCCGCAAGGACGCGGCCGAGUUUGAAGAUGCCGACGAGUACUGCCCCCACUGCGACAACCACUUUGUCAUCGAGGCCAAGACGCCCAAGGCCGCCAUCUCCGUCGAGGGCGAAGACGCGCGCAAGGAUCACAGGAUGCUGAGGGACGAGCGUGUGCAGCAGACCAGGAUGCGGACCAUUUUCGAUCCGGAUCCACACACGGACAAGCUGGGCUGA
Messenger RNA from Verticillium alfalfae VaMs.102, 369 nucleotides. Its product is annotated as zinc finger protein. The transcript is spliced from 3 exons. Gene Ontology annotation, cellular component: mitochondrial intermembrane space. Bases 1 to 369 code for a protein of 122 amino acids. Gene Ontology annotation, molecular function: zinc ion binding. Lineage: Eukaryota; Fungi; Ascomycota; Sordariomycetes; Glomerellales; Plectosphaerellaceae. The record is from RefSeq and is a predicted model, not a curated record. Gene Ontology annotation, biological process: protein import into mitochondrial intermembrane space.